CGAUUUCCCCUUCUGCUUCUCCCCACCGGAGGAAGUGAAGGCACAUGACUGGCCGCGCGGGCGGCUGAUGUCAGAGUUUAGCGUUGUGCAAAGUUCAGAAGCUCGCGGGAUUAGUUGGACCAGUUAGCACAGCAAAGCGCAGAGCAGAGCUGCUCGCACAGCGGAACGUGAGACGUGUUCGGGCAGAUUUGACAUGGAAUAGCCGGAGGUAGAACCGUCUCCACUGGCCUUGGAGUGCGCCGCACACACACGCACAGUUGUUUGUGUGAGGCUACCUUCUCACAGGGGCCAUGGAGAGGAUAAAUAAGGAGACUGGAGAGCUGAGUGCAUCUGGAGAGGUGGAGACGCGCGAGGCCGCGCCGUCUGGUCACCAUGGAGACGCAGGCGUAAACACGAGCGCAGACGCAGACGCAGAGCUGGUGCAGACGGUGCGAGAGGGGCUCUCCCAGCUGCAGCAGAGGGCACAGCUACCUGCAGAGCAGUGGGAGCACCAGCUACUGGGGCUGCUGCCGCUCUACAUACAGGUGUCAGAGAGCAGUAGUGGGCUGGAUGAUGUAGAUCUGAGGACUCUGGCUUCUCAGGUUUGUGCCACUCUGGUCCACCACAUCCAGGACAGACUAAACCAGAGACCUGCAGAGGAAGCACGGCGGGAGCUGGCCCAGUUCUUCCAGAAGACGGAGAGCAGCGCUGGAGGCUGGCUGCUGCUGAAGGCCCUCUCACUGCUCUCUGCCCGACAGACUGCGGUGACUGCAGCAGUGAAGUGUGGCCUGCCAGCGGCACUGGUGAGGUGUCUUUAUGUGUUUGUGGCCGUACCCAGUAAUCAACAGCAGGGGGCAGACCAGCCAGGCCAGCCAGAUGCAGACGCAGACGCAGACACAGAUGCAGACGCAGAUGCAGACUUCCGCCAGCUGCUCAUUCAGGUGAUCCUGCAACACUGCAGACAGUUGAUUUUUGUGGAAGAGCUGGUGGAAGCUCAGGAGUUGCAGUGUGUCAUCAUCUCCAUGACAACGCUCUGGGACCAGUGCUCAUCGUCAUGGAGACGUCAGGCGUCACGUGUUCUCAGGGCCGUGUCUGCUGCUCAGGCGCGCAAUACCGUCCCUGUCCUGCAGGCUAAGAACUGCAUGCGGCUGUGCAUCCAGAACCUGAAGCGGAUCAGUGGGGCAGUUCCUGGGGUGGAGUCGUGCAUGAUUCCAGGGUCAGGAUUGGUUGAAGUGGCCUCGGAGGCGGGCCCCAAGAUUGUGCCAGGGUCGGUAUUGGCUGAAGUAGCCGUCAGUGUGUUCUGCUUCAUCAGAGACUCGUACCAGCUGAGCCCCGUCCUCUUCGAGGAGUUUGAGAGUAACGACGGCUAUGGGGUCCUGCAGGCCAUCUUGGAGCGGUGUGAGGAGGAGGUGUGUGUGGAGCGGUUCCAGCCGGUGGAGGACCUGCUGGGGCUGAUCUCCUCCUUGACUCUGUUUGGGCGCUCUGAACUCAAGGUGGCGCUGUGUGUCACCAACCCACAACCGCCCGGCUUCAAGUUCAUCCCCAGCCUUACCAAAGGUUCUGCGGUGAAGAACCUGCGUGCCUUCGGGCUGCUCCAGAGCUGUUUCCUGCGCUCCACCAGCGUUCUGCUCUGCGUCCAGGUUCUGCGGACCGUCCAGACCGUGUGGUCGUGGGACCGCGCCAACUUCUUCCUGCUGGAGUGGACGCUGGGCUCGCUGGCACAGAUGGCGGCGGUGGCCUGGCGCAAGCCCGCGCCCGUUCACCCGCUCUUCUGCGAGCUGCUGGAGACUGUAGUCCUACAGCUGGACUACAUCCCCCAUGAGGCCUUGCAGCAGCUGCAGGCGGUGUUCAAGCAGAGCCCCGGCGAGGCCUUCAAUGGCGCAGUACUGGCCUCCUUCCAGAAGAUGGCGCUGCGCUGUGGCCUGCUGGCUGAGGUGCUGAGUGAGGCGGGCAUGCUGGACCUGUUGCUGCUAGAGCUGCGCCGACACGCCAAAGUGCUCCGCAAACAGGGGAUGACAGGCAAUGAGCAGCAUGUGGAGGAGAGUGACAGAAGACUGACCACCAGCAUGCUGAAACUAGUGGCUGCUCUUGCCAUGAGGUCCAUCAGAAACACAGUAUGUAUUAGGGACAGGGGGAUGGUUCCGUAUGUGAAGGUGUUCCUAGAUGACGAGGAGUUCCGUGCUCCGGCGCUGAACAUUCUAGAACAGCUGGCCGAGGUCAACCCAGAGGAGUACAUGAGUUCUGUCAUCGGAGCCCUCUGUUCCUCCACACACACGGAACACACACUCAAAUUACACCUGCUGCAGUCGGUUCUAAAGGUUCUGGAGAGCCCCAGCAGCUGGCCGGCGUUCCGUGUGUCGGGGGGGUUCGAGGGGCUGCUGUCGCUCGUGUCCGAGCUGGCGGGGGCUUUGACCGACCCCGUGGGCGCCGCGUGGGCAUCUCUCGGUCGCCAUGGCGUCAGCGAGCUCGUCCUCCUGGCGCUGCACACCAUGGCGACGGCCGUGCACCUGGACCCGGUCAACGGCCACCUGCUGGAGAGCGAGGGGUACUACGUACGGCUCGCCCACGCCCUGCUCGCGCUCGGCUGCUUCCAGGAGCCGCCCGCGCACACACACACGCACACACACACCACACACACCUCGGAGUGCGCCCACUGGAGGAGUUUUCGGCAGUUGGUGGUGCUGACCGAGACGCCGUCGCCGCCGUUGCCCCCGACGCUGCUGGACUGCGUGCGGUUGCUAGGCUAUCUGGAGCAGUUCGCCACCGGCGUGAGCCUGGAGCCCCCGGAGGUCGUAGCCGAAGGUCAGAGGUCAACGGGUCAAAGGUCGACACAGCAGCCGGCUGAGGAGGAGGAGCCUCAGGGACGAGUUAGGGGCGUCGCCCUCAGUGUGUCAUCUGUCACCUCUGAUAUCAACAGCAGAUUUACGUGCGAUCAGACAAUCCUCCACCCUGCUGCCAUCAGACUCAUUAUCAUCCUGCUGCCCAGGGUCUACCACCACAGUGAUCCACAGCUGUCUCUGGAGGUCCAGUACGCGGUGGCAGAUCAUGUCCAGUUGUUGUUGCGUUCCGAGCGGAACCGUCAGAUCAUGUGUGAGGGGGGUCUGCUGUCGGUUCUGCUGACCAGCUGCCCCCACAUGCUGCUCACACCUGCUCAGCCCCUGCACCUGCCCGCCAUACGCAUCCUGGAGAAGCUCGCCUCACAGUCCAUCAGCCCCACCAACCUCAGGAGAUAUUUGUGUCUGGGGAAUCCCUUCCUGUGUUCUGAGAACAACGUUUUCCCACAGCCCGCUGCUGUUGCUAACGAUGAGCCCUGUUCUGAGGAGAACGGUGUGAAGAAGAAUGUGAGGAAGCUGAAGAAAAGCUUCAGCCUGUUAAGCUCCUCCCCUCAGUCUGGCUCCGCCCUGCCCCUCCACCAGAUCAUCAGUCUUGUUUCCAUGACGUCACCACGGAGCUUUCGGCCACAGAAGUUGUCUGCCACGCCCUCUUUUGUGGAGUUUGACAUGAGCGAAAGUGGAUAUGGAUGUCUGUUUUUGCCAUCUCUGGCCACAGUGAAGGGUGUGAGCUCCGAUGGCAUUUCGACUGGUGGAGUGGGCAAGGACUGUCGUGGGUUUCCCCCGGCGGCGGGCCUGACGUUCUCCUGCUGGUUCCUGGUGAGUCGGUUCAGUGCGGCGUGUGACUCGCACCCUCUGCGGCUGCUGACGGUGGUCAGGCACAUGUCCAGGGCCCCGCAGAGCUACGUCUGUCUGGCCGCCUCCAUCGCCGCCGCCGACGGAUCGCUCAUCAUCUCCACCGACGAGGAGCCUUACCAGGACCUGGACAUUAUGGAGCCUGAGGUGGGAACCCCUCUUCCCUCCACUGUGCGCUUCAAGUGUUCACAGCAGUUAAGCCCCGCCCAGUGGCAUCAGCUGACCCUGGUGCUGGCCAAGGACAUCAAGCGCAGCUGCAAGGUUACCGCCUACCUCAACGCCAAGGUCAUCGGGUCCGCUAAGAUGCAGUACAUCAAGCCGUUUCCGGGCCAAUGCGCCUCCAUGGACCCCACGGCUGUGAUCGAUGUGUGCGGCAUCAUCGGCACGCCGUCGCUAUGGAAACAGCACGCGGCGCUUGUGUGGCGGGUGGGCCCCAGCUUCCUGUUUGAGGAGCCGCUGGGCCCCGAUGCCGUGGAGACCGUUUACAGCCAGGGCACCUGUUACCUAGGCAACUAUCUCGCCCUGACCCCCCAAGAUGGGAGCUCCAGUGAGGGGCAGGCGUUGGGCCGUUUGGUCCCAGAGGAGAGGAUCUCUUUUGGGAUAAACCCGGCGGUGUUCUCCCUCACCACGGUGGCUCAGAUACGGGACGACUACAACGAGGUGGACUGCAGGCUCAUCGCCAAAGAGAUGGGCAUCGCCUCUCGUGAUAACACCACUCCAGUCCUCCUGUGCAGAAAUAUCAGCCAGCAUCUGGCCGGCACCAGCAGAGCCAUUGGGGCUGCACUGGUGGGGCGGUUCGGUGUAAGGACCUUCCUGCCCAACAGCGCCGCUCGCAGCUUCCAGUACAUCGGCGGCCCAGCAGUCAUCCUGAGUCUCAUCGCCAUGGCUACGGAUGACAGCUCUUUGUACGCGGCGGUGAAGGUGUGUGUGUCCGUUCUCAGCACCAACACGUGCAUGGAGCAGGAUAUGAGGCGGAUGCAGGGGUACAAGCUCCUAGCGUUCCUGCUGAAGAUGAAGGCUCCGCUGAUCAGCAGUAGAACGUUCCAGCUGGUGUUGUCUCUGACUGGAACUGUGGAACUGGGCUCAGGUUCUGGGCUUGUGUACAACCUUCCAGCCUUCCAGCAACUGCUCUGUGAUGCUGAGAUGUGGCAGAAGGCUCCUGAGAACCUGGAUCUGUCCGUGCUAAACCACUUCACUGAUAUCCUAAAGGCAUCUAGUGAGAGCGCUGAGCUGAUGCACAGGUUGGAUAUGGUGGAUAAGCUGCUGUUCCAGCUGCAUGAGCCUGCGUGUUCCGUCCGCAAAGUCCAGCUGGUCACCAGCGUCCUCUCUCUACAGCUGCAGGGGCACCUCAACCACAGAGAUGUCAGCAGAAUUGGGCUGUUUGUGGUUUCCACACUACUUCCUCCCACCAUUGAUGAGAAUGUCCUUUUAUCAGCUGUGGAGUUUAAUGAGCAAGGUCUGACUCAUUCUCCAGUGCGGAUGCUCUGGGUGCGUAACCAGCUGCUAGAGCUCAUCAUCUCUCUACUGAGCCCUGACACCGUCCUCACUCAGCAAGGGCAGCUGCAGGUGUAUGAGGCGCUGGGUGUGGACUGGUUCUUCAUGCUGCUACAGUCUCACCUCCACAAGAGCUCCGUCCUCCUGGGGGUCCAGCUUCUCUCUCUCCUCCUCACACACACUCACACACACACACACGCACAGCUCAUCUCAAGUCUCAGGGACACACACACACCGGGAACACUGCUGAAACACACUGUGGAGCCUUCCGCCAGCAUUGAUAACCUGCGUGUCCAGGUGUGGUCCAAAGGGGGCGUGAGCACCACCUAUGGGGGGUUUGAGGUACUGCAGAAACUUCUGGAAUCUCAGGUGCACCUGCCCAACGUCUACGCCACUCUCGCCGCUCUGCUUCUCAACACACAGCCUCCUCACACACCUGCAGGACAGGUUGAUCUGGAUAGUAUUCUACAGGGGUUGCUUGAUUCUUCCACAAACACAUCGCACACUUCUCCUCCGACCACUGACACACCCCAGACAGGACACACACCCCAGACAGCACACACACCUCAGACACAGCUGUGUGUGGAAGCAGCCUGCAUCCUGGUGGAACUGGUCAGGGUGAUCAUCACUCAGAGGCCGGUUGCAGGAAGUGAUGCGUGGCCUGAAACAGGAAGUGAUGUAUGGCAGGUGCAGUACCCCGGCAGUGUGAUGCAGUUCCUGUGUCUGGUGCACAGUGUCCGCCCCCGUGACCCGCUGUGGACGCGACCGGACUUCCUGUCGGCUCUCGCCAGGGCCUUGUUCCCUCCCAGCACAGAGGGUAACGCUGAGGCCCCGCCUCCUCACCCAGCCAGGAAGCAGGUGUGUGACUUCAGCCGAAUCCUGCUGCUGGACAGUCUCAUGCACAUACCUGCCAGCGACACACACACGCACCACCCACUGGAGCAGCUGCUGGAGUUCUCUCCUGAGGGAGUGUGUGAGGAUCAGAAGCAGGUCUUUCAGACAGAGUUGCUGCUCUCCCUCAUUGAGCUCAUCCACAUUACAGGACAAGAGGAUACACACCUCUCCAGGGAUGACUCCCCCUCAGGUGGUUCUAGUCAGGCGGUUCUGCUGGAGAACGUAGUGGUGUUCUGUGCUGCUCUGGUGGAGAAGCUCUACACUGGCCUCUUGAACACAGACGCAGAGACCCUCCUCGUCUUCAUCGCAGAGCAGGUGGUCCUGGCGAUGGAGAAGUCCCAGAUUAAUCGGGAAAGAACUGUGAGCGCCCUCUACAAGAGCCUGAACCGCUCCCUGCUCUACUUCUUGUGCGGCCCACGCAUCACUUCCUGUGAGCAGCAGCGUGUCGUGCGUACGCUGCGCACCAUGGAGCAACAGUGGGAUGUUGUCAUGGCAACGUACAACAACAACGUCCACUUCACCUCAUGCCUGCUGCACUGCCUCCUGCUGGUCAGGAGUGGAAGCUACCCAGAGGGCUUUGGGUGCGAGGGAUUCAGGAGGCCCCUCCCACUCCCUGACCAAAGCACAGAGGCCACGCCCCCAUGCCAAGAGACACACCCCUCUGAAGUGGAGUCAGAGCUGAUGUGUGUUGUUGAGAGUGUAUGGGUUAGGGUGCUCCAGGAGAGGAGGUCCAUUCUGGAGGAGGCGUUUAAGCUCGACCUAUCAGCUAAAGGGGGGCGGGACCAACCCGUCGCCAUGGGAGACGUCAGCCCACUGUGGGAGGAGACAGCGCAGAAAGCCUGGACGACUUUCAUUGAUGCUCAGAAGAAGCGUCUUGAGAGCGCCCCCUCCAGGAGGUCCAUGAUAACUGCAGCAGUGCGCGCCGUCUACAGACGCAACGACAAGGAGGCUAGCGGUAGUGUGGAGGACUUCUUGAAUGGUAUGGAGGCCUUCAGAAAGACUGCUCAGGAGAUGUUUGAUUGCCUCCUCAGUAACCACACACAGGCUCAGCAGUGCCAGGGUGAGCGAGUGGAGGCGAUGUGGGAGCAGCAGGAGGCGGAGCUUCUGCGUGAGAGGGGCGUGUUCGGGCCGGCGGCGGGGGUGUGGCUACAGCAGCGCUGGGUGCAGGACGCUACGGAAGGACCCGGAAGAACACGCGCGCGCGUACGCCGCAGAGCCCUGCGCAGGAGCAGGAAGAUGCAGGUGUUGACCUCGAGUGUUUGUGUGAAGAGCAACCCAGUAGAGGAGAGUCGUGGCGUGACUGAGAACUGGGACACUGAUCCAGAGCUCCGUAUCCUGUGUGAGGCGGGCCGUGAGGCGGAGGAGGCGGGGCUAGACUGUGAUCAGCUGACCUUCUUCCCCGAGCUGAGUGAACCCCUGACCUCAAACACCGACACACACGCCUGCACUGAAACACACAUCAUCCUGCAGGAGCUCAGAGAUCAAGAGGAGGUGAAGGCUAAGAUGAGUGUGGUUCAGGUGAACGGAUACCAGGUGUGUGAGUGUGUGUUGCUGUUUGGGAAGGCGGAUCUGUACCUGUGUGAAGGCUUCAACCUCACCCCCUCAGGAGACGUGUGCUGCACCAACCACCAACCGUCCAGUAUCCGAGACUCCUACCUCAGUAGCAUGUUUAAGAAGGAGAAGGUCUCUACAGUACAGAGCUGCAAGCGCUGGCCCUACGAUGACAUCAAAGAUGCACACUUCAUGCGCUACCUACUGGAGGAUAAUGCUCUGGAGAUCUUCCUGAGGAAUGGCUCCUCUGUGUUCCUGGUUUUUCCCAACAAGGAACACAUCUCUGCUUACAAGAGAUUGAGUUCAGUCACUCCAGCUCUAAAGGGAAAAGGGAUGGAAGCUGUGUUUAAUAUGAGGAGGUCUGGCGGGGUGGAGAAAAGUGUUCUCCUCAGGUGGCAGAAAGGGGAGAUGAGUAACUUUGAGUACCUGAUGCAUCUCAACACCCUGGCUGGACGCACAUAUAACGACCUGAUGCAGUAUCCCAUCUUCCCCUGGGUCUUGGCAGACUACCACUCUCAGACUCUGGACCUAUCAGAGGCGGCGACCUUCAGAGAUCUGUCUAAGCCAAUGGGAGCCCAGACGGAGCGGCGGAGGGACAAUUUCAUCCAGAGAUACAACGAGGUGGACACCACAGAGGGUGAUCUGGCGGUUCAGUGUCACUACUGCACACACUACUCCUCUGCCAUCAUCGUGGCCUCCUUCCUCGUCAGAAUGGAGCCCUUCUCACACACAUUCCUCACACUGCAGGGCGGUUCCUUUGACGUUCCAGAGCGGAUGUUCCACAGGGUCCAGAGUGAGUGGGAGUCGGCCUCGCGGGACAACAUGAGUGACGUCCGAGAACUCAUCCCCGAGUUCUACUACCUCCCAGACUUCCUCAUCAACACCAACAACCUGCAGUUCGGGUGUAUGCAGGAUGGUACAUCUCUGGGGGAUGUGGUUUUGCCACCAUGGGCCAAAGGAGAUCCGCAGGAGUUUAUAAGAAUUCACCGAGAGGCCCUGGAGUGUGAGUAUGUGAGUGCACACCUGCACCUGUGGGUGGACCUGAUCUUCGGCGUGCGGCAGCACGGCCCGGCGGCGCUGGAGUCGCUCAACUGCUUCCACCCGUACUUCUACCCCCACCACCUGGACCCCGCGCUGCUGAGCGACCCCCUGCAGCGGAGCACCGUCCUGGGCUACAUCAACAACUUCGGACAGGUCCCCAAACAGCUCUUUACUAAGCCACAUCCAAGUCGUUUUGCACAGAAGAAGGACACACCCCCCUCGAGCACAAUCAUGCCCUUCUACCUGCAGUUGGACAAAAUCAAGCCCUCAGCCACGCCCAUCAAAGAGCUCCAGCAGGGUCCUGUAGGUCAAGUGGUGUGUAUGGAUCGGGACGUCUUGGUUCUGGAGGGAAACCGCCUCUUCGUCCCUCCCCUCGGUCACGUCUUCUUCAGCUGGGGUUCCUAUGACAACAGCUGUGCCUUUGGCAACUACGCUACAGACAAGACGUUUGCGAUGUGUGAGAGUGUGUGUAACUGGGGAGAGACGCUGUGUGCAGUGUGUCCCAAUGCCACCACCAUCAUCACGGGGGGAACCAGCAGUGUGGUGUGUGUGUGGGAUGUUCUACUCAACAAGGACAAACUCACACACAUGAGGCUCAAGCAGCCUCUGUACGGACACACAGACGCGGUGACGUGUGUGGUGGCGUCGGAGGCUCACGGUCUGAUCGUGAGCGGCUCUCGAGACCACACCUGCAUCCUGUGGGACCUGGAGGAGCUCAGCUACAUCACCCAGCUAGCAGGCCACGCCCAGAGUGUGUGUGCACUCGCCAUCAACACACACACGGGGGAGAUCGUGUCCUGUGCAGGCACACACCUCUACCUCUGGUCGGUUCGGGGGCAGCUGCUGUCGUCCCUGGAGACGGGGGCAGGGCCGGAGGGGCGGAGCCUAUGCUGCCUGUUCACCCAGCGCAACGAAUGGGAUCCCCACCACGCCAUCGUAACCGGGGGCAACGACGGCAUCAUCAGGAUCUGGCGGACGGAAUACUCAUGCACGCAAUUACCCACAAUCCCGCAGGGCUCCACCGACCACCACGAGCCUCAAGGGGGUCUUCAGGACGAUGCCGGUGUGUGUGUGUGUCCAGGGAGUGUGUCGUGGGAGCGCCACCUGGUGUUGUGUAGCGAGCUGAACCGGAGUCAGGUGGUGUCACGGCGACGCUACCGGACCAAUCCGGCCGUCACCGCCCUCGCCGUGUCCAGGACAAACGGGACACUGCUGGUGGGAGAUGCAUGGGGAAGAGUAUUCAGCUGGACCUGUGAGGUCUAGGACACACACACACACACAUACACACAAACACACACACACACACACACACACAUACACACAAACACACACACACACACACACACACACACACACACACACACACACAAACAAACACACACACACACUCACGUACUCACUCUCACACACACACACACACACACACACACACAGACACACUCUCUCAGACCAAACAUGCUGGCCAAUGCAAAAAACACACUCACCCAAACAUGCACAUAGACACACAUGUACAGAAACAAACACACACACACACACACACACACACACACACACACACACACACACACACACAGCAGGGUUUUCCCCAGCGUGCCAUGCGCUGUCUGCUGGCUCUAUUUUAGUCCUCCUCUGACCUCAAUGCUGAAAGCUAAAUUACCUAGACACACACACACACACACACACACACACAGUCUCACAGAAUGCCCAUUUGAGCCUGUUGGACAUACACACACACGCACACACACACACACAGACAUACACACACAGAAUGCCCACAUCCGACUGUUUUCAAAUACACACACAUAGAAACAGCCCCACACACACACACACUCCCAAAGGCAAUAUGAGUCUUUGGUAUGAUGUGGCACACACACACACACACGCACGUAUGGGUGAUCUCAGGAAACGUUGGCAAAAAAAGAGGAAGUGUUGGCAAACUGAAGAUGGUACAGGCCACACCUACGUGCAUUCCAGACCCAAUGCAUGAUGGGAAGGGUCUGGAGUUGUGCUUAGCCUUAAACACACACACACACGCACACACACACGCACACACACACACACACACACACACACACAGAAAGAUGCUGUACUGACAAGUUUGAUAUGUUUGCUUUAGAGUGCGGUCACUCUAUGUGCAUUGCUGUUAUUUUUAUUUUAUGUGUGUGUGUUUGUGUGUGUGUGUGUGUGUGUGUGUGAGUGUUUGAGAGAGAAUUUAACUUUCUGCCCUCUGAUUCUGUAUCUGUUUGUUCAUGAUCAAAUUCAUAUUUUGAACUAAGACAUAACUAACUUAAUAAAGAACAAAUGUUUACUC
Molecule: messenger RNA, 10956 nt
Organism: Sardina pilchardus (European sardine)
Lineage: Eukaryota; Metazoa; Chordata; Actinopteri; Clupeiformes; Clupeidae
Gene: wdfy4
Product: WDFY family member 4
Exons: 62
Coding region: 291-9908 (3205 amino acids)
Biological process (GO): antigen processing and presentation
Molecular function (GO): protein binding
Source: RefSeq, a predicted model, not a curated record